AUGUCGGACAUGCAGCUCGUACUGGCCGCCAAGGCCAACCAGGCCCCUCUUCUUCCCGUUCUUCUCGUCGCAACCUCCAUCAACGAGGCCCGUCCGAGCCCCGUCAUCUCCAUCAUCUACGAGGAUGCCGCCGUUCUCUCCCAGGGUGACAAGGCCACCGUCCAGUUCACUGGCGUGAGCGGAAAGCCUGUCUAUGGAACCGCCAAUGCAAUCCAGGAGCUUCAGGCCAAUUUCCCGUUCCUCAAGGCCAAGGACAGCCAAUUGGAGACCGAGUGGCUUGCUCAGGUUGAGUCCUUCACCACCCUGGACUUUAAAACUCUUGAGCCUCAGCUCCAGCGCCUUAACGCCCACCUUAUGCUGCGAUCUUUUGUCGUGGGUUAUGCGCUCUCCACCGCCGAUAUUGCCCUCUGGGGUGCCAUCCGUGGAAACCGUGUCGCCGUGUCUCCGGCCCGGAAGGGAACCCUCGUCAACCUCACUCGUUGGUUCAACUUUCUGGAGACCCUUUGCCCCUGGGCCACUACUGCCUUGGAGACCUUGAAUGCUGCCGCCAAGGAGAAGAAGGAAAAGAAGGGCAAGGAGAGUACCGGUACCGCAAACUACAACAUUGACCUCCUCAACACCGACAAGGGUGUCGUGACUCGUUUCCCCCCUGAGCCGUCGGGCUAUCUUCACAUCGGACAUGCCAAGGCUGCCCUUCUCAAUGACUACUUUGCCCAUGAGAAAUACAACGGCACUCUACUGGUGCGCUUUGACGACACCAACCCUACCAAGGAGAAGCAGGAAUUCGAGGAUGCUAUUGUUGAGGAUCUGGCCCUUAUGGGCAUCAAGCCGGACCGCACCUCCUACACCAGUGACUACUUCGACGAGCUGUACGACUACGGUGUUCGCAUUAUCAAGGAGGGUAAGGCAUAUGCCGAUGAUACCGAAAAGGAAGAGAUGGCCCGCCAGAGAAUGCAUGGAGAACCCAGCAAGAACCGCGACAACAGUGUUGAGGAGAACCUGGCCCAUUUCGAGGAGAUGAAGAAGGGUACUGAGGAAGGUCUGAGAUGGUGCAUCCGUGCUAAGAUUUCCGUCGACAACCCCAACAAGGCCAUGCGUGACCCGGUCAUCUACCGCUGCAACCCGACUCCCCACCACCGCACCGGUACCAAGUGGAAGAUCUACCCUACCUACGACUUCUGCUGUCCCAUCGUGGACUCCAUGGAGGGAGUUACUCACGCUCUGAGAACGAUCGAGUACCGUGACCGCAACCCUCAGUACGAGUGGUUCCUGGAUGCCCUUGAUCUUCGCAAGGUCCAGAUUUGGGAUUUUGCCCGCAUGAACUUCAUCCGCACUCUGCUUUCCAAGCGCAAGCUCACUAAGCUUGUGGAGACUGGCGCGGUCUGGGGCUGGGACGACCCCCGUUUCCCGACCAUUCGGGGUAUUCGUCGUCGUGGUAUGACUGUUCCGGCUCUGCGCGAGUUUAUCCUCAAGCAGGGUCCCAGCAAGAACAUCACCAACCUGGACUGGACUCUCAUCUGGGCUACGAACAAGAAAUACAUUGACCCUGUGGCGCCGCGUUUCACUGCGAUCUCUAAGGAGAAGAUGGUCAAGGCGACGGUCAAGGGCGCCCCGGCCGCUUACACCGAGGAGAAGCCCAAGCACAACAAGAACCCGGCCGUCGGCAUGAAGAAGGUUGCCUACAGUGGCUCCCUGCUCUUCGGACAAGAUGACGCCAAGUCCUUCAAGCAGGACGAGGAAAUCACCCUGAUGAACUGGGGCAACGCCAUUGUCCGCAAGAUCGAGACCGAUGCUUCUGGCACGGUGACGGGUCUGGAACUGGAGCUGCACCUGGAGGGUGACUUCAAGAAGACCGAGAAGAAGGUCACCUGGCUCUCUACGGAAGGCCAGGAAAUCAUCCCCGUGGAACUGGUGGACUUUGACUAUCUGCUGAACAAGGACACCUUGACGGAAGAUGACAAGCUCGAGGAUGUGUUGAACACCCAAACUGAGUUCCGCGAGGAAGCUGUGGCCGACGCCAACGUGGCUGAGCUCAAGGAAGGAGAUAUUAUUCAGUUUGAGCGCAAGGGAUACUACCGCGUUGAUCGUCCGUAUGCGCCCGGCAAGCCUGCGGUGCUGUUCAACAUCCCCACAGGUAAGACGGGUAAAUAA
Messenger RNA from Aspergillus terreus NIH2624, 2151 nucleotides. Its product is annotated as glutamate--tRNA ligase GUS1. Gene Ontology annotation, cellular component: methionyl glutamyl tRNA synthetase complex; cytoplasm; cytosol. The record is from RefSeq and is a predicted model, not a curated record. The transcript is spliced from 3 exons. The coding region runs from base 1 to 2151 and encodes 716 amino acids. Gene Ontology annotation, molecular function: glutamate-tRNA ligase activity; ATP binding. Lineage: Eukaryota; Fungi; Ascomycota; Eurotiomycetes; Eurotiales; Aspergillaceae. Gene Ontology annotation, biological process: glutamyl-tRNA aminoacylation; translation.